Messenger RNA from Cucurbita moschata (crookneck pumpkin), 564 nucleotides. Its product is annotated as protein RALF-like 19. Lineage: Eukaryota; Viridiplantae; Streptophyta; Magnoliopsida; Cucurbitales; Cucurbitaceae. The transcript has a single exon. Bases 38 to 403 code for a protein of 121 amino acids. The record is from RefSeq and is a predicted model, not a curated record.
AAAAGAAAAGCAAGAGCUUCAUCUCACUCAUUCAAAAAUGGGAACAAUGAAGCUCUCCAUCUUUAUCCUCCUCGUCUUUGUCGUAGCUGUUCCGCUCUCCUUUGCCUUACAUGAAACCUCCAACGCUUCAUCCCUUGUCAACGAUAAUGCUGCAUAUAGCUUCUUUGGCGGAGACUCCUCCGAAGCCAUGACUGAAGAUAGUCGUCGACAACUUUUCCAAUAUGGAUUCGUUUAUAAUAAGGAAGCCCGCAAGAGGUAUUUAAGCUACUAUGCACUUAGGCAGAAUAAUAUCCCUUGUGGCCGUCGUGGUACCUCUUACUAUGAUUGCAAGAAGCGUAGAAGGAUCAAUCCUUAUCGUCGCGGUUGUGCCGCUAUCACUGGAUGUGCUCGAUUCACUGAUUAAAUGAAGUUAUGUUGUCUUGUUGAAUUGGAUUGUCUUUACUUUUAUCAUCAUGUAUCUUUCAUCAUCCUCAUGUAUUCAUCUGUUUGGUCUCCUUUAAUUUUAUCUCGGUAUCUUGCUUUUAUUAUAAUGGAUUGAUCUAAUCGGUCUCCUUUUAAAUUUAU